CUUACCAUUUUUACUAGGAGUACUAGUACUAUUUAAUUUAUCCUCAUAAUUUUGGGAGUUGUUAGUUUCCUUCUCGCUAAUGAAUUCUACCAAAUGAUUGGCGUGCAUUUAAUAGACACACAUAACAUAAAAUAUAAAGAGGAGGGAUGAUGAUGAUGAUGAUGGUACAUUUAAUAGACCAAGGGAUCAUCAGUUGAAAUCCCCACGUAACUUGAGAUUCCAAGCCUCGAUGUUGAACCUCCUUACUUUCCUCCGCCGCCGCCUCCGCCGUCCCCGGAAGGCCAGAAUCUCCGUUGGUGAGUCCGCUCCAAGCUCCAACGGGUUUUCUUCGGGCGCCGCCAUUCACCCGAACCCGGAGAAAGCCAUCCGAGUGGCCACUUUCAACGCGGCUAUGUUCUCCAUGGCCCCCGCCGUCCCCAACCGAGAUUUUUCGGGUUUGCCACUCCGCUCCAUGUCAACCGUUGACCGUCCCAGGAGCAUACUGAAGCAGUCUCCGCUUCACCCCUUGAACGCCACCAAACAACAGAGGUUCGCCAAAUCCAGGCUAAGGGUCUCCAUCAACCUCCCCGACAACGAGAUUAGCCGCCAGCUCAGUUUCCGCGAGGAUCCUCACCACUCGCCGCUCCGGCCAGCUUCUCUGUCUUUCUCCGGCGAGAUCGGCGGCCUCCGGAGCACGAGAACGGUCCUCGAAGUGCUGAGGGAGCUUGACGCAGACGUCCUCGCUCUUCAGGAUGUGAAGGCCGACGAGGCCGACCAAAUGCGACCUCUCUCCGAUCUUGCGGCUGCCCUCGGCAUGAAUUACGUCUUCGCCGAGAGCUGGGCGCCGGAGUACGGCAACGCCGUUCUUUCUAAGUGGCCCAUCAAAAAGUCCAAUGUGCACAAGAUCUUCGACCACAGUGAUUUCAGGAAUGUGCUGAAGGCGACCAUAGAUGUUCCGGGGAGCGGGGAAGUGGAAUUUCACUGCACUCAUCUGGAUCACUUGGACGAGAGCUGGAGAAUGAAGCAAGUUGAUGCUAUUAUCCAAUCUACCAACGUACCUCACAUACUCGCUGGCGCUCUCAAUUCCCUCGACGAAUCCGAUUACUCUCCCCACAGAUGGACCGACAUCGUCAAGUAUUACGAAGAGAUGGGUAAGCCAAUACCCAAAGCCCAAGUGAUGAGGUUCUUAAAGAGCAAAGAUUACACUGACGCUAAAGAAUUUGCUGGAGAAUGCGAAUCUGUGGUAGUGGUCGCCAAAGGCCAGAGCGUACAAGGGACAUGCAAGUACGGGACACGCGUGGACUACAUACUGGCUUCCUCGGAUUCGCCGUACCGGUUCGUGCCGGGGUCGUAUUCGGUGCUCUCCUCUAAGGGAACAUCGGAUCACCACAUAGUGAAGGUCGAUGUUGUGAGAGCCAGACCAAUCAACGUCGACGAGCACCGGCCAACAAGACAGACGCAGCAGAGAGCUGCUACAACGACUAUAUAUAAUAACUCGUCUCUCACAAAGGCCUCGUGGAGGACGCAUUACUACAAAGCGUGAACCAUCUAGAUACAUACGUAACUAGACAUAUUUAUAUACUAUUACGAAAGUACUGUUACAGGUUUUUUCGACUGUUAAUUAACAACAUUCGAGAUAUGUGUAUAACCGUGGAGGUCUCUGUCUUGUGUGCGUUUUUAGCCUUGAGUUCCCCAAUUUUUUGUUGUUCUGCUUUUGAUGGUAAGACGUUGUUGGGGCUUGUUUAACCGGAGAUGUAUAAAUAAAUUCUCAUUUAGCUUAAUUAUCCCGACAAGGACGUUAAAACAAAUAGUCCAAGUUGGAUAAGC
This is a messenger RNA of Thlaspi arvense, 1806 nucleotides long. The record is from the annotation of a GenBank genome assembly. Lineage: Eukaryota; Viridiplantae; Streptophyta; Magnoliopsida; Brassicales; Brassicaceae.